Messenger RNA from Acanthosepion pharaonis, 510 nucleotides. Lineage: Eukaryota; Metazoa; Mollusca; Cephalopoda; Sepiida; Sepiidae. The record is from the annotation of a GenBank genome assembly.
AUGAUAUCAACAUUUUGGCCUCUCGCACAAAUUCUAUCUAUCUAUCUAUCUAUCUAUCUAUCUCAGUCACGUUAUAUCGAUCUUUCUGCCUAUUUAUUUUUUCUUUCUAUCUAUUUCAUUCUUUUUCUCUGUCUAUCUAUCUAUCUAUCUAUCUAUCUAUCUAUCUAUUUCAGUCACUUUCUAUCUAUCUUUCCAUCUAUCUAUUUCAUUCUUUUUAUCUAUCUAUCUGUUUCAGUCACGUUAUAUCGAUCUUUCUGCCUAUCUAUUUAUUUCAGUCACAUAAUAUCUAUCUAUCUAUCAAUCUAUCUAUCUUUUUCAGUCACGUUAUAUAUCUAUCUGUCUAUUCAAUAUAACUUCUUUUUUAUCUAUCUAUCUAUUUAUCUAUCUAUCUAUUUAUCUAUCUAUCCAUUCAUAGCCAUUUUUUUUUCUUUAUUACAUUCUUUCUUCCUAUCUAUUUCAUUCUUGAUAUCAUUUUGUGAGUUGUUUCUUGCUGAGAGUAUCUAUAUUUAA